GUUUUGAGUUCUAUUCAGCUGUAACUACUCGAUUAAUGUUGAAGGUAAAUAGUGAUGAACGAAAGCUAACAGAUGUGGAGACAGCCGGUCCAGCAGCACCUGGAUGCAGAGGAAGAAGAAAUGGAGGUUUUGCUUGGAAGUAGAGAUGCUCUUGAACAGGAAACAACUGGAGGAAGCCAAAUCAUAGAUACAGUUUUCAGUCCCAACGAUCAACUGCAUAUAAUAGUGGUUCCUGCAGAUUAUCAGAAGUCAGUGCUGAUUAAAGAAGAAGCUCCUGAAGAACAGUGGCCUGAUGUGGACCAGCAGGAUGCAAAUUGCCUCCACAUAAAAGAGGAAGAGGAGGAACAGUGGACCAUUUUGGGAGGAGAGCAGCUCAGUAUGAAGGAGGAGACAGAUGUCACCAGCUUUUCAUUAACUGCAGUUCAUUUUAAGAGUGAGGAUGAUGAAGAGAAACAUCUAUUCUCACAGCUUCAUCAACGCCAAGUUGAAGUCUGUGAUCUUCCAACCAGCAGCUCAGGUGACCACAUAGAAUCAUCAACUGUUGAAGGAGAAAAAUAUUCAAAAAACCCAGAUCUAAAUGCUUAUAGAGAUUCUGAUUCUUCAGAAACUGAAGUCAGUGAAGACGAUGAAGAGGAUAAUGAUGUGAAAAAUCCUGACUCUGUACUAAAACCGUUAUCAGACUCUGGGUCAAAAGCUGAAGACACUGAUGAAGAAUGGGAGUCUUCACCCAGCAGGGUCUCUGAGUCAAUUGUGAACAGGGUCCACAACAAAAAUGGACUGAAGCCAUUUUGUUGUGAUGUUUGUGGACGAAGGUUCAAUCUUAAGAGACAUUUAAACAGACAUGUGAAAAUCCACACAGGGCAGAAACCCUUUUCUUGUGAUCUGUGUGAAAAAAGAUUUAAUGAAAAGAGCAAUUUAAGAAAACACAUUAAAAUCCACACAGGACAGAAGCCAUUUUGUUGUGAUCAGUGUAGUCAAACGUUUACAGAAAAAGGCAGUUUAAAGAGACACAUGACUAUCCACACAGGACUGAAGCCAUUUUGUUGUGAACUGUGUGAACGAAAGUUUAGCGACAAGGGAGAGUUAAACAGACACAUGAAAAUCCACACAGGACAGAAGCCGUUUUCUUGUGAUGUUUGUGAACAAAGGUUUACUGAAAAUGUCUGUUUAAAAAGACACAUGAAAAUUCACACAGGACUGAAGCCAUUUUGUUGUGAACUGUGUGAACGAAGGUUUAUUGUAAAGGGAGAUUUAAACAGACACAUGAAAAUCCACACUGGACAGAAGCCCUUUUCUUGUGAUCUGUGUGAAAAAAGGUUUACUGAAAAGAGUAAUUUAAAAAAACACAUGAAAAUCCACACGGGACAGAAGCCAUUUUGUUGUGAUCAGUGUAGCCAAAAGUUUACUGAAAAGGACAGUUUAAAGAGACACAUGAUGAUCCACACAGGACAGAAGCCAUUUUGUUGUGAUCAGUGUAGUCAAAAGUUUACAGAAAAGGGCAGUUUAAUGAAACAUAUGAUGAUCCACACAGGACAGAAGCCCUUUUCUUGUCAUCAGUGUGAACAAAAGUUUACCAACAAGGGCCAUUUAAAAAGACACAUGAGUGUCCACACAGGACAGAAGCCCUUUUCUUGUCAUUUGUGUGAACAAAGUUUUACUCAAAAAGGCCAUUUAAAUGCACACCUGAGAAUCCAUACAGGACAUAAGCCAUUUUGUUGUCAUCUGUGUAAUCAAAAGUUUACGCAAAAGGGCCAUUUAAAUGUACACCUUAGAAUCCACACAGGACAGAAGCCCUUUUCUUGUAAUCUGUGUGAACAAAAGUUUACUCAAAAGAGCCAUUUAAAUUCACACCUUAGAAUCCACACAGGACAGAAGCCAUUUUCUUGUGAUUUGUGUGACCAAAUGUUUACCAGUAAGGUCAGUUUAAACAAACACACGAGAAUCCACACUGGGGAAAAAAAUGUAAUUUGAAAGAACUCAUAGGCAAGAAUCCAUACACACACUUUUUUUUUCUUUUUUCAACUGCUCCCUUCUUCAGGGGUCACCACAGC
Messenger RNA from Nematolebias whitei (Rio pearlfish), 2051 nucleotides. Its product is annotated as gastrula zinc finger protein XlCGF57.1-like. The record is from RefSeq and is a predicted model, not a curated record. Gene Ontology annotation, biological process: regulation of transcription by RNA polymerase II. Lineage: Eukaryota; Metazoa; Chordata; Actinopteri; Cyprinodontiformes; Rivulidae. Bases 73 to 1971 code for a protein of 632 amino acids. The transcript is spliced from 2 exons. Gene Ontology annotation, molecular function: RNA polymerase II cis-regulatory region sequence-specific DNA binding; DNA-binding transcription factor activity.